Messenger RNA from Ogataea polymorpha, 1856 nucleotides. RefSeq lists its product as uncharacterized. The transcript has 2 exons. Lineage: Eukaryota; Fungi; Ascomycota; Pichiomycetes; Pichiales; Pichiaceae. The record is from RefSeq and is a predicted model, not a curated record. Bases 1 to 1128 code for a protein of 375 amino acids.
AUGAAUGACUCAUUCCGAUCAUCAAAAGUGAACAGUGUAAGGCUAUAUCAACCAAGCAAUCAACUAGUAAUCAUAGUUUCCAAAGCGCAAGAUUUACCCAACAGGAAAAAACUUGACAAGCAGUCUCCAUACUGCGUUGCGCGAAUACAGGAUCAAGUUCAGAAAACAAAGAUUGUACCCCGAGGCGGACAGAAUCCACAUUUCGACGAUGAAUUAUGGUUUUCCCUCGACAACGUUGAAGAAACAACCGUGAAUUUCAUUGUUUACCACCAGAUGAAAAAAGAUUCUGAACUUGUUUGCAAAGCAGACAUAGAUUUUACACCCGCUCUUCGCAGAUCAUCCAAGGAGGGCUAUGAUAACUGGUUUACACUGAGCUAUAACGGAAGGCCAGCAGGGAAAAUAUAUCUAGAAAUGACUUAUUACUCCUCGUCUAAAGACGUGCCCGCUCAUGUUGAACCUUUAACCAAAUUGCGCAUGGUUUCAUCUGCUCUAUCGCACCCUGUUCCUUCUAUUCUACCAACAAAAGCAACGCAACCAUCUAACUGUGAUGGCGAGAAUUUCAAGGAGUUGAAUAAUAAUGAUGAAGACAAAAAAGUAAAACAAGCAGGCCAAUUUUUGCCGAUGAGUCAGCCGUUCGAGACGGAGCAGAGUGUUCUACAAAGGCUUGUCAAAAAUGCCUGGAAGUUUUCAUCUACUUUCACUAGGCCCGUCACACAGACCAAUGUAACGGACUUUGAAGGUUCUGUGCGCCAGCCGCAAACACACUUGCUAACGCAUAAACUAUUUGAAGACUCAAGUGAUGAAGAUGAGCUCGAAUCAACAAAUUACUGUGAGAGCACGAAGGAAAAUCAAGCUGAGACACAUACUAAUUCUAGCAAUAUUGGGGCAUUACGAAUGGGAAAGAUGUUUUUAUCAAAUCUGGUUUUCGACUUGGACAAACGAGAGAAUUCUAGUAAAGAUUACAGUGGAGCGCAAGGUAGUUCAGAACACACUUUUCCUUCGUCAGAAGACAAGGAAGUUGCAGUUCGCAUAGUGACAUCUGACGUAGACCAAGAAGAAAGAGUAACGAAUUUCUGGGCUCCAAUUGUUCUCGCAGUCCCAAACAAGAGAAUGAUCAGUGCAAAAUGAACCUUUCGUACUCACAAAUCAGAAAGCUUCAAAGGAAGCGAUAAUAAUGAGUCCUUACUUCAAUGAAUCGUUAAAAUGCGACCUCAUCGUCACCGUCCUCAUCGGCAUCAUCAAAUUCGCCAUCAUCAAAAUAUUUUUCGGCAUUGUAAUCAUCGUCGUCUUCCUCUUCAAACUCAUCGUCUUCCUCGUCUUCCUCCUCCUCCACCUCGACUGCAUCUUCGUCAAAAUCUUCAACGCUAUCAAAUUUCUCAAUAAUAUGCUUCUGCUUUUCCUUCAAAUUCAUCGACGAGGGCAAUUCUGUCACAAGGGGUUUGGAGAAUGUUGUAAAGGCAAACUUGGAUGCACCUCCUUUACCUGAUUUUCGUCCAAAACCAGAAAUUUUCAAUUCUUUAGGGAAAAAAAUCGAAGAAUAAUAAUUUAGACUUUUAUCUUGCUUCUGUAUCGUUUUUCUGUACCUGUCCGAGUAGCGUGUAAUUCCUUCGUCAGAUGUACUCCGGUUCUUAUAUUUUGUGAUAGAGUUUUUAUUCGAAAUUUGUGAUGACAGAUUGUCCGUAUAAUAGUAGGAAGUGUUAAUUAUAUCGCAGAAAUGUGUAAAUUUAAAAACUUCUUCUUUUUCCCUCAUGGUCAAACUCCCAGAUAUGGGCUGCGAGUAUAUGCAAUCCGAAGUGUCCACAUAACUUCCGGCAUCCGUAAAAUCCAAACUAAAAGAAGCCAAGCCUUUCCUUUUC